Messenger RNA from Saccostrea echinata, 1794 nucleotides. Its product is annotated as lim and transglutaminase domain protein ltd-1-like. The transcript has 6 exons. Lineage: Eukaryota; Metazoa; Mollusca; Bivalvia; Ostreida; Ostreidae. Bases 1 to 1794 code for a protein of 597 amino acids. The record is from RefSeq and is a predicted model, not a curated record.
AUGUAUUUCAUAAAUUUCAAUUUCCAAUCAAGGGCUGCCAAAAUUCCAUCUGUACUUAUACGUGGAUUGGGGAAAAGUGUGUCCUAUGAGGUUGGUGACAGAGAUGUUGACAAUCUGAACAACUCAUGGACAGCAGUAUUUGUAGCUGGAGGUUGGCACUUUGUGUUUCCACUUUGGGCUUUCUCAGUAGUAGUUGGUCACUCGAAGGGUACAUGGACUCUGGUAGAAACCCAAGGCAAAGGUGCAAGAGAAAAAGAAGAAAAAUCAUCAGGUCAAACAAUCAGCCAUAUAAACGACUAUUACUUCCUCACAGAGGCAGAAGAGUUUAUCUAUAGGUGUUAUCCCAAUGACUCAAAAUGGCAACUUCUAACGCGGCCAUUCACAAAACAGGACUUCAUAGAAAUUGCAUAUUGUAGACAAGCCUAUUUUCAGAAUCACUAUAAAAUUACAACCCCAACUAAAUGUAGCUAUGCAUCUGCUGGUGGUGUAUGCGAUAUUGGUAUGAAGAGGUUAGACAAGAAGGAAUGUUCUUAUGCAUAUGAGUUGUACUUUAACCAUGAAGUAUCAAAGACAACUCUUUCAUCUGAAAUACAGCUAGACAGAUAUGUAGCCAUAUUUAAUGAAAGAUCCUCUAUGAGGUUUCGUGUCCGGUUUCCCAUUGAAGGUAUAUAUAAGAUGGAGAUCUUUGAUGACUACUCGCUUCUUUGUGCAUUCAAACUUGAAUGUAACGAAGAUGUUAACUAUGUAAAACCAUUUCCUUGUAAUCCAGAGUCUGGGUUUGGUCCAAACUCUCUAACAAAAGACGCAGGGCUCAAGGCACAGUCUCAUAAGACUGGCUUCAUCAAUAUCAAACAGACGAAGAAUUUCACUAUGAAAUUUAACAUUACAAAGAACGUGUUAGUGCAAACAAUCUUGAUACACAAUAAUAUGGAACAAGAGACGCUGAAAAAACACGUGAACCAUAAGAUAAAAGGUCAGGAGCUGUACAUUGAUCUAAAUUUGCCUCAAAAAGGAGAAUAUGCUCUUCAGAUCAACACAAAGGACAAAGAUUCCGGUGGUUCAUUCAAGAAUGUCUGUAACUACCUUUUGACCUCAGAAAACAUGAACAAAAAUCGGAGACCUUACGAGAAUGCGAUCGAAAAAAGAACUAGGAAGGCAUUACAAGAUAACACCUCUUCCUAUAAUAUAAGUGCUCUCCAGAAGGCUCUUGAUGACUUCGAUAAGGUUGAUCUGGAAGACAAAGGAGAUCGCCAAAAGGCAGAAGAAAGAUUGACAUAUCUGAGCCUGCGUAAAGAACUGAAAAAUGCAAUUGCAAGAAGGCAUGGUGAGAAACUAGAAGAAGCAAUAGAAAAUGCGAAAUCGUCCGAGUAUGUGUCCAGUCUUAAGAAACUGAUUGAAGAAGCAGAUGAUUUGUUAUCACAGCUUCGAAGGCUGAAGAGAUUUGCUCACGAGGUUCUGAAAAUGCAACAACCAACUAUAUCUGAAAUCCACAACUAUAAACACCCAAAACCUAUGGCUUAUGAUGUCAUGAAAGCCACAUACAUCCUUCUAGGGGAGGAGGAAAGGCGUGUUGAGGAAUGGGAACAGAUACAGGCGUUGAUGCGUAAGACGGGAAAAGAAGGGCUGCUAAGGCGCGUGCGUCUGUUUGACACUGUCCAGGUGACCGAGAACAUGGUAAAUCACUCCUCUCAGAUACUCCGACCAUAUGACGAAGAGAGGAUACGAGCUUCCAGUGCGGGCCUCGGAACAUUUUACAAUUGGGCGAGGAAUGUUAUUGAAGAAAUAAGAAAAUAA